Messenger RNA from Quercus robur (English oak), 957 nucleotides. RefSeq lists its product as uncharacterized. The transcript has a single exon. NCBI's taxonomy places the organism in Eukaryota, Viridiplantae, Streptophyta, Magnoliopsida, Fagales, Fagaceae. The record is from RefSeq and is a predicted model, not a curated record. The coding region runs from base 1 to 957 and encodes 318 amino acids.
AUGCAGGAGCCAGAAACACAAAUUGGAGGGGUAAAUGUAGCGUUCAAAGAACCGGUGCACAAAAUUUUGGACCGGAUUAAGAAUGAAACAUUCUUUAGGUGGCCGAACAAGAUGGGAGGGGAUCCAUCUCGGAGGAAUCAGAGCUUGUACUGCACAUAUCACCGAGAUAAAGGGCACACCACCGAACAGUGUCGGGUAUUAAAAGAUCAUCUGGGUCAGCUGGUGAAAGCUGGGCGUUUGAAAGAAUUCGUAAUGGAGUCUGGUAACCGAGAUGCUGGUCAGGGUGUUCGGCAGAUGGGGAAUCCUCCCCCGCCUCAUUUAGGAGUGAUCGAAGUCAUCCAUGCUGCCCCAAGGAACGCGGCCACGACGAGAGAAGUAUUAACAGUAGCGUGCUCGGAAGGACGAUCACCCGAAAAAAGGAUGAAAAUUGGCCGGCUGGCGAUCUCUUUCGACGAGGAGGAUCUGGAGGGGACGAUCCAACCUCAUAAUGAUGCGUUGGUAGUAGCAGCGCAGAUAAGCGGCUUCUUGGUGAAGAGAGUAAUGACAGACCAGGGAAGCGGAGCUGAUGUAAUAUAUCCCGAUCUGUUUGAAGGGCUCGGACUAAAACAUCGGGACUUGGUGAAAUAUGACAUGCCGCUCGUCUCUUUUGACGGAAGAACGGUAAUCCCCGAAGGACAGAUUUCUCUCUCGGUGAGUAUGGAGGGCAAGGAAGUAGUGGUGACCUUCAUAGUAGUCAAGUCGUUCUCGCCAUACACGGCAAUUUUGGGAAGGCUGUGGAUUCACGCGAUGAAAGCCGUCCCAUCCACCCUGCACGUGAAAGUUAAAUUUCCCACCGAAUAUGGAGUUGCCGUGGUACGGGGGAACCAGCGAGUGGCUAGGCAGUGUCUGGUCGCCGCGAUCAAGUGGAAAGACGAGCAAGCUGAACAAAAGGAAGUCACCGAAGAAGUAGCUUCAUAG